Petromyzon marinus (sea lamprey) is the source of this 2737-nucleotide messenger RNA. It is a transcript of the gene MED27, whose product is annotated as mediator complex subunit 27. The record is from RefSeq and is a predicted model, not a curated record. Gene Ontology annotation, biological process: regulation of transcription by RNA polymerase II. Gene Ontology annotation, cellular component: mediator complex. Gene Ontology annotation, molecular function: transcription coactivator activity. Lineage: Eukaryota; Metazoa; Chordata; Hyperoartia; Petromyzontiformes; Petromyzontidae.
CCAGGGGGAGAAGCAGCAGGAGGAGCAAGGGGAGUAGGAGCAGCAAGAGGAGAAGCAGGAGGCAACACCGGUGAAGAGCAGCAGCAGGGGUGAUAUUAACAGAGAGCAGCAGGAAGAGCAGCAGGUGGGAAGCGGAGAGUAGGUGAGACACUUGAACCAGGGGUAGCAAAAGCAGGGGAGGGAGCAGCACUAGAAGCAGACGGUGAAGCAAGAGAAGGCGCAGGAGAAACGGGAAGUAGGAGAAGCGGUACAUUACAGGAGAAACAGCGGGAGCAGGAGACAACGGGCAAAGUAGAAGGGACAAGCAGGGUUAAGAAGCAGGCGGACGAGAAGCAGGAGAGGCAUCUUCAGCAGCGGGAGAAGCCACGUGGGAAGCAGGGGCCACAGUGGUAGUCUGACCCACAGCUCUAGAGAAGCAAGAGCGGCAGCAGCUAGAAGGAAGUUGGAGAAGCAACUGUAAGGCGGCGUCGUCCUCCUCCUCCUUAUCAUCAUCGACUUCAUCGUCUUCAUCGUGAGCAGGAAGGAGGCAAUGGGCGAUCAGCUGGGCGUCCCCGGCGGACUGGACGCCUUCUCCCAGGCCAUCGCGUCCGUGCACCAGCUGCGCUCCAGCGUGAGCCGCCUCUUCAGCAGCCUCAAGGACGGCAUGAGGAGCAGGGAGACGCUGGAGGAACGCGAGAAGGAGUUCGCACUCGAGUUCCAGGAGAACCUCAACGGGGUCAACAGAGACCUCAAUGACCUGGACCGUCUGUGCAACCUCGUCGGCCGUCCGUCGGAGAGCCACCCCCUGCACAACAGUGGCCUCCUCAGCCUUGAUCCCGUGCAGGACAAGACUCCUAUCUACAGCCAACUUCUGCAGGCUCACAAGUGGUCGAACAAGCUCCAGUGGCACGCGAACCUGGCGUGCAGUCUGCUCAACCAGCAGUCGCUCAAGCGCUCCUCGGCGCAGAUCAUCGUCACGGCCAAGCGGCGCAUGAAGGUGCAGCCGACGAGCCUCACCAUGCCCACCCAGUACGUGGACGAGGUGAUCACACGCAUGGAUCGUCUGUUCGGCGACAUGUCCUUCACGCUGUCGAGGCCCAGCGGAACAUCGGCCAUCGUUGUGAUCUCCCUGGGGAAGGUGCUUCGAGCGCUGGUGGUGAUGCGAAGCCUCAUCCUUGAGCGUGUCGUUGUCAAGGCUCUUCACGAGAACAUUCAAACCGAAGAUGGCAAGUUGGAUUUGUGGUCCAAAUCGCGUUACCUGGUAUUUCAAAAGGUGACUGAUCAUGCCACAGCUGCCUCUCUGCACUAUCAGCUCCCACAUUUGCCAGAAGUAGUCAUCCGCUCUUUCAUGAUGUGGAUGCACAGCUACAUCUCUUUGUUCCAAAGCACGUGUCAACGCUGCGGCAAGCAGCUGCAGGAUGGUCUUCCGCCAACGUGGAGAGAUUUCCGCACCCUCGAGGCUUUCCACGACACCUGCCGCCAGUAGCACACACCUGAGCGUCUGGGAGGACUCUGGGGUAGAAUGUUGAACCCAGGUUAGAUACGUUUGUACUCAGCCGUCCGAUGUCGUUUUCAGGUUGUACCGAGUGUUGUUCAGCGCGAUGUCCCGAUGUUUCGUUCCACCUGCUGGGAGAUUUUUUUGGGGAAUUGAAUUGAGCAGCCCACCUACACCGUCAGUCGUAUAGUGUUGGCCAUUGUUGAUGAAGUUGCUGGUUCCAUUUCGCUGAGCUCAGCUUUCUGACGUAUGGCCGGCAAGUGGGCGUAUUUCGCUAGCUGGUGCACGGAAACGUCGGGCAUCAUGCCAGUCAACAUUUGGUACAACCCAAAAACACAUCGGAGACCUAUAAGGUACAACCGCAUAAAACCUACGCGGUAAAUGUUGUACUUUCUGGUACAGUAAAACCUUGGAUUGCGAGUAACUUGGUCUGCGAGUGUUUUGCAAGACGAGCAAAAAUUUUAAGUAAAUAUGAAUUUGAUAAACGAUCGAGGUCUUGCAGUACGAGUAGUACGUAUACGCUUUGUUUGCCGAGCGUCACGUGAUCACAACUGAUAUACGAGUGCUUUGGAUUACAAACACGUUUCCGGAACAAAUUAUGCUCGCAGUCCAAGGUUUUACUGUAUUUUUUUUGUCCAUGUACAGCGUUUUGUCAACCGACUACUGGAUGAGGGCCUGUUCACGCCUUGUCGGUCGUUGGGGUUAUUUAACCAUAACUUCACCACAGUGCUUGUUGGUUAAAGUAACCAGUUUCAUAGCACAUUAUUUGGCACAGUGCGCUAUAACAUGUGGGAGUACCUCAACACUUUUACCCUACCUAUACCAAUCGUCAAGCUGUGGUACAGACACAUUUGCCCAGUGCUUGAACUGCCGUGCUGCUGGGAGAUGGAAUCGAAGCGGCGACCUCUGGAUCGCAAGUCGAGUGCGCUCACCAUCACACCACGGCAGCAUCCACUUUAAAGCGAUGUACAAUAACUUGAGGUUUAUAUUGAUGAUCCUCGUAGAAACUGACGCGCAUGCAUUCACAUUGGAGCCUGGCACGGCAGCGUGUAGUAAUUGUGAUAGGGAAUUGUUAGUCUUGGAGGUAAUUAGGUAACCACUCAAUUAGUAACAGAUGGGGAGAGGGGGGGAGUUGGGUCUUUCAAAUUGUUAAUAUUUUGUAGGCAGCGUUCUGCAUUUAAUAAAUAUACCACGUGGCCAUAUUUUUCUGUGUGUGAUUUCCUUUAUGAAGCAUGAAUUAUUAAAGUGGUUUGAGCAAUCGUA